AUUGAGUAUUGUUUUAUGGAAACAGAAGAAAUGUUUUCCUGUUGCCGUGCUAGUUCGAAAAAUUCGAAUCUACCGAAAAAAGUUAAAAAUAAAAAAGUUGAUGACUUAGCCCAAAUUCAAAGCGGGGAUGGCGAAACUGUCGCUGGUCAAAAUCGAAUAAUUCCAACGAUAAAAAUCGAGAAGGGUAAAACAAAUGACUUGAACACCGAAUCCAAUUCAUUUACUCAAAAAGGGAAAGAAUCCGAAAAUGUUCUUGAAAAUUGUACAGCAGAUAAUAGGAUGUGUGAUGACAUAGCGAAUGAUGGUUCAACGAAAGCUGAUACGUCUGAAGCGUUGGAGCUUGCAUCUAAUUCGCAACUGGCGAACGAAAAUGUUGAGAAUGACCGAAACGAUGUAGAAACUAUAUUAUAUAAGACAACGAAAACUGAUAAUAGUUCUACCACUACUACUACUACAAACAAAAUAUUAUCUGAAAAUUGCGAAAAUUUAGAAGACAUAGAAACGACUACUUUAAAAAGUAAUGACGAAACAAUAGCAGGUACCACUCCGGUAAAAAGCUGUCUCUCUCGACACAACUCGAUGCACACAUCCAUAAAAAAGAAGGUGAAUAUCAUGACGCAAGCUGAAAUAAUCGAACCGGAUCCCGUUCCUCAAUCCCCGCACGAUCCCGUGUCAUCGACUGUUGAUGAUGACGAUGUCUUUUCCGAUUCACUGCCACCGCCAAAACGUGAAAGUAUGUGUGCGCCGUAUAUUGAACAAAGUGAGAUUCCGGAAUUGUUGGCAUAUGCUCAUGGGCUUCCCGAAUGGUUCAAUGAUGAAAGGAUUAAUGAAAUUGGUUGUAUUGAGCCACCUGUAACGCCUGUCGGUCGCGAUGAGCUUGAAAUGAGGCGACAACGUCUGUACACAGACCUCUUGCGUGCAGCACAUGCGGCCGUUGAACAUAACGUACGCUUUACCCCGUUUGCAACAGAUAUAGUUGGGAAUGCGACUACCAGAAUAAAUGAAGGCGCUAGAGAUUGUGAUCCGGACUUAAAACCAUCCGUUGCAGAAAAUCUUGAGAAUUUAGUAAAUCGUUUGGAGCAAUUGGUUGAGCGGUUGGAACGUUCAAUCUCAGCACAUGAGCUAGAAUUUGCGAAUCGCACAUUUGACGCAGUUCGAACCAAGAAGCGAGAAAGUUUCAACUUGGACAGAGCCGAAUUACCUGCAGAGUCUCUUACAGAACAAUUGCCGUUGCAGGCAGAAAAUCUAAACGUUCGAAUAGAAAAAUUGGAACAUUCAUUAAAUCAAAUAAACGAACGCCACAGUAGCAGUUUGAGUACGAGCAACAGCCAGUGCAGUCAGCAAUUCAAAGAGCAAGAGGAGCCACAGCAACAGAAAGAGGGCAGCCUAGAAAACAUACCUACAGUUCUUGAAGAUUAUCAAGCAUCAUCACAUCUGCCAAUCACCAGAGAAGAGCAAUAUUCGCAGUUUAAACCGCCUUCUAAAAUGAGUGUACUGGGAUUUCAGGAUAUUACCAGCGGUCCGCUGAAUCAAUAUUUAGCGCUUUCUCAAAAAAUCGGUGGUGAUGUUGCAAAACAUGCGCAGUUGGUAAAAUUAGCAUUUGAUGCUCAAUUGCAGUAUGUUACGUUGGCCACACAAUGUUCUCAACCAAGCCAAGAGAAGCAAAUGGAGUUACUGAAGCCCACUUCGGUCCAAAUUAGCGCUAUUCAAGACUAUCGUGAAAAGAAUCGAGGAUCGGCGUUUUUUAACCAUUUAUCGGCUAUUAGUGAGAGUAUUCCAGCCUUAGGUUGGGUCUGCGUGUCACCUACACCUGGACCGCAUGUGAAAGAAAUGAAUGAUGCCGGCCAAUUUUAUACAAAUCGUGUAUUGAAAGAGUGGAGAGAUAAAGAUGCAACUCAUGUAGAAUGGGCACGAGCCUGGAUCCAAACAUUGACAGAAUUGCAAGCAUAUAUUAAACAGUACCAUACUACGGGUCUAGUAUGGUCUGGUAAAGGCGCAGCACCAUCUGGGGGUUCUGUACCACCACCACCACCAAUUGGUGCUUGCCCACCUCCACCACCACCGCCAACAUUCGAUAUUGGUGCAAUGUCAUUAGAAGAUGGCAGUGCAGAUGAACGCAGUGCUUUAUUCGCCGAAAUUAAUCAAGGCGAGGCUAUCACAAAAAAUCUAAAGAAGGUCACUGCUGACAUGCAAACUCACAAGAAUCCAACGUUGCGCACUGGCCCGGCUCCAUUCAAGACACCCACUCAGUUCGGUUCAUCAUCUGGUGGCUCCUGUGCUACUGCCGCUGUUGCAAAAGAGCCAGUAUUCUCACGUGAUGGAAAAAAAUGGUUAAUUGAAUAUCAACGCAACAAUCGCAAUUUGUUAGUGGAGAACGCUGAAAUGAACAAUGUGGUAUAUGUGUAUAAGUGUGAAGGUUCAACUUUAACUGUUAAGGGCAAAGUUAACAACGUUGUCUUAGACUCUUGUAAAAAAUGCUCUCUACUAUUUGAUUCAGUUGUGGCGUCAGUGGAAUUUGUAAAUUGUCAGAGUGUCCAAAUGCAGGUUCUUGGUUUUGUACCAACUAUAUCAAUUGACAAAACUGAUGGCUGCCAAAUGUAUUUAUCUAAUGAAUCACUCGGUGUGGAAAUUGUAAGCUCCAAGUCUUCCGAAAUGAAUGUUAUGCUUCCACAAGCCAGUGGUGAUUAUAACGAAUUGGCUUUGCCGGAGCAGUUCAAGACGACCAUUUCGGGACAAUCACUGAAAACCAUUUGCGUGGAAAGUCUGGGUUAAAAUCACUUAAUGCCGUAGAUGAAAAAAAAAAACGCCAAAAACUUUCAUCCAAGGCAUAUGCAAUAUGGACUAUUAAUAAAAAACUGAACAUACAUAUUUAUAAAAAUCAUUUUGCUACUCCAAAUCAUUUUUAUAUAAGCAAAUCAUACUAUGAAACAUCGGUGUUGAACACACAAAUUUUAAUCGAAAGAUCACAAAACAAACUUUUUUAAGAUUACAGUUUGUUUAGUGCCAAUUGGGCAUAUUAUACCCGUCUGUAUGUUUUGAAAUUAAAACUACUAAAUAUAUAUUGA
Zeugodacus cucurbitae (melon fly) is the source of this 3065-nucleotide messenger RNA. It is a transcript of the gene capt, whose product is annotated as adenylyl cyclase-associated protein 1. The record is from RefSeq and is a predicted model, not a curated record. Gene Ontology annotation, biological process: cell morphogenesis; regulation of adenylate cyclase activity; cytoskeleton organization. The transcript is spliced from 11 exons. Gene Ontology annotation, molecular function: actin binding; adenylate cyclase binding. Gene Ontology annotation, cellular component: cytoplasm. The coding region runs from base 16 to 2772 and encodes 918 amino acids. Lineage: Eukaryota; Metazoa; Arthropoda; Insecta; Diptera; Tephritidae.